Caenorhabditis remanei is the source of this 648-nucleotide messenger RNA. RefSeq lists its product as uncharacterized. Bases 1 to 648 code for a protein of 215 amino acids. Gene Ontology annotation, molecular function: DNA-binding transcription factor activity, RNA polymerase II-specific; RNA polymerase II cis-regulatory region sequence-specific DNA binding. The transcript has 6 exons. Gene Ontology annotation, biological process: regulation of transcription by RNA polymerase II; cell differentiation. NCBI's taxonomy places the organism in Eukaryota, Metazoa, Nematoda, Chromadorea, Rhabditida, Rhabditidae. The record is from RefSeq and is a predicted model, not a curated record.
AUGGACCAAAAUCAAAAAUUCUACAUUUCUAGUUUACUACAGGAAACACCUACUUCAUUGGCGAAAAUAGAUGAGUCCACUAAAUCCCCAUCCCAAUCCCCAGUUCCCACCGGUAGUGAAUGUUCGUUGAACGACUCUUCCGAUGCAAACCAAGAUCCUAAAUCAGAUAUCAAAGAUGCAGCAAAAAUUGGUUUUAACGCUUGGACUUACAUGAGCCAACAGCUAGCAGCACAGUUAUCCCAAUCUGGAAUGAACAGGCCUGGAGGUGUUCCCCCACAACUUCCUCUAUUAAACAUGAACGUCGCCCAGCCAAUGGGAAAUGUGUUCGAUCCCCGAGCCUGGCUUUACCCAUAUUUGAGCAAAUCCCCACAGAAAAGGAAAGGAGGGCAAAUCAGGUUCACCAAUGAGCAGACUGACGCAUUGGAGCACAAGUUUGAUAGUCACAAGUAUCUUAGUCCACAGGAAAGGAAAAAACUUGCCAAGUCUUUAAGUCUCAGUGAACGACAGGUCAAGACAUGGUUUCAAAAUCGACGUGCCAAAUGGCGUCGUGUACGUAAAGAUGGUGAAGACGAGGACGAGAUGCCAAAUGGAGCGUCAGCAAGAAGCCUUGGACAACUUCAGGCGUCAAAUCCUUAUCUUCACUGCUAA